AUGGUUGUGGUUCCUGCAGCAAAGGACCAAAGCAAGGCAGCAAAGGGCAGGAGAAGGGGCCUGGUGCGGGCCCCCACGGCCACCCCUGCCCUCACUUGGGCCCUGGAUGACCCCUAUACCACCAUGGCAGACUAUGAGCGCAGCAUCCAGGACAUGGUACGCCAGCUGAAGAACAGCUCUGAGCCAAGUGACACCAAGUGCCAGGUCAACUUGAGGGUCUGGAGGUCCAAUCGGAGGAGCCUGUCCCCCUGGACCUACAGCAUAAACCACGAUGCAGCACGGAUCCCAGCAGACCUCCCUGAGGCCCGAUGCCUCUGCACUGGCUGCAUCAAUCCCUUCACCAUGCAGGAGGAUCGCACCAUGGCCAGCAUUCCCAUCUACAGCCGGCUGCCUGUCCGCCGGCUGCUCUGCCAGGUGCCAGGCGAGGUGGGGCACAAGCACUUUGGGAAGAAGUGUCACAAGAAGUAUCAGAUGGUCAUGGAAACCAUUGCUGUGGGCUGCACCUGCAUCUUCUGAGGUCGCGAAGCUAACCCCUUCAGCUACUGGUGGGCACCUAACCAGCUUGCUCUUGCUUCCUGAGUUUGCCCACUCUGGGAGAGGGUCACCCAGCUAAGCAUCAGGAUGAGGAGAGCCCUUGUUCAAGGCAGUGGUAGCUGCAAGCUCCACGAAAUUCCCUGGCAUACUCCAUCAGCCCCAGACAAAGCAGCCACUUUGGGGACAUCUAGCACAAGAGCUAGACAGUCCCAUGGCUGACCUUGCAGUGAGACACUGCCCAGGCCCUGUUGCCUCUGGGGAGGAGCUCAGCAGAAGGGGCUGGCAGUCAGGAGACAGGUGCCUGCUAGUCUUUCCAGCUGGGCAGAACCAGGCCUCCUGCUUCCCCAAAGUCCUUGUCUGCCUUUGCUAUCAGUGCAACAGCUCUGGAGUGCUCAGCCCCCCAGGU
Messenger RNA from Pogoniulus pusillus (Red-fronted tinkerbird), 940 nucleotides. RefSeq names its product interleukin 17B (gene IL17B). Gene Ontology annotation, biological process: inflammatory response. NCBI's taxonomy places the organism in Eukaryota, Metazoa, Chordata, Aves, Piciformes, Lybiidae. Gene Ontology annotation, cellular component: extracellular region. The transcript is spliced from 2 exons. Gene Ontology annotation, molecular function: cytokine activity. Bases 1 to 516 code for a protein of 171 amino acids. The record is from RefSeq and is a predicted model, not a curated record.